UACAUAAUAAUAAUAUGUCUAAAAUUAUUUCUAUGAAAGUUGUCGAGGGUAUGCCUGAGGGUAUGCUGUUUAGAGGUUCUAGAAACUGAAAUAUUGGAACAUGGAAAAAUGGGCUGUUAUCCAUUUCACGGAUGAAGGUUCCGUGGAAGCAGUACCUCUAAUUUGGUUCGUAAAGGGAACUAAUGAAUGCUAUUGGCCCCCAAAGAACUUUAAAAGGUUUAUUCCUGAAUUUAUAAAGAGGCAAGAAGUCCCAGGUGAACAAUGGGAAUGUUUUCCAGCCAAAUUAAUGGGACAAUAUGAUUCAUAUGAAGUAGCUAUACGUAAGGCCAGGAAAGCACAAGAAAAUUCUGACUUGUCCUCAAAUAAUGAAUUAACUAGUUCAUCUGUAAAGAAAAGAAAAAGGUCUAAGUCAAAAAAAAAAUAUUCUUCUUCUGAUUAUUCCGGAACUGGAACCCCCAGUACUUUUGAAACCACUUUAAAGGCAUCUUCUACAAGAUGUGGCAGUAUGGAUGAUGUAAAUCAGUCUGACAAAGGCUCGGACAAAGAUUUUCGAAAAAAAGUUCUAAGGGCUUUAAACAUAAUUUCGGCAAAAUUGUCAGAACAAUCCGAAGUGUUGGAUACUUUAUUACAAAGACGAGAAGGGCAGCGCGAUAUGGAUCCAUCCACCUCUCAAAAGUUAGAUGAAAUUAUGUCAUUGUUUCCGUUACAGGACGAAGGGGUCUUAGAUCGUCUUGAAGAACUGUUGGGAAAUGCUGAAAAUUCUAAAGCAUUGGCGAAAGAACUUAGUAGAAUGGGAGGAGACGACGCAAAAGCCCUUACCAAGAAAAUAAUGUAUAGGUGUUUUACCAAUGAUCUUGGCGAGCUAUAUAGUUGGGACGGUGCAAAGGGAAAAAAGGCAUUCAAAGCUUUACUAAUCGCACAAGUAAUUUUAAAGGCCUCGAGAGAAAAUCCCAGAAUCCAGUCCGAUGAUCAUGUCGUGAUUAAUGCUAUCAAAAGCUGGCUGGUGAGGGCAAAAGACCGCCGGAACAACGCCUUGAAGAAAAAAUCGUAA
Molecule: messenger RNA, 1051 nt
Organism: Ceutorhynchus assimilis (cabbage seed weevil)
Lineage: Eukaryota; Metazoa; Arthropoda; Insecta; Coleoptera; Curculionidae
Source: the annotation of a GenBank genome assembly